AUGGAGACCGCUUACUAUACCACCAGCGUAGACGCAUUGACUCCAGAAGAACGGGAUCUAGAGUACAAGCACCGGCAUACAUUCAUAGGAACUGGCUCGCUAGACGACUUCCUAGAAACACUGGAAACUACACCAAACCAUACCGCUACUAAAGAUGCGAUUGCUCGGGCAUUCGUAAAACUGGCAGCAUCAGAGCAGCUCUACGCUCGACAAUGUUCUGCUGGCCAGGGGUGGGAUCUAGUUAUGCGAACAACACUGAGCCUCAUGGACGUUACUAGCGUCGAUUACAUUGUCCAGUCGCAAGUCAAGCUGGGCUCCAUUACACUACGGCAAUUCCUGGACUUGAUACCUUUCGAUGAAGUCGAUGAGGCCACUCAGCUCGCUCUUGCUCAAUCAUUCCAGGAACCUCACGGCUUCCUCCAUGCGCUAAGGCAAGUCUCCUUCCAGUCCGAACUUUCACUGAAGGUCCGUGCUCCGCCUUACUACCCCCACUCGAUACAGUCUCCAGCCGCUUGCACCGUACUCUCUACCCACACGCAAUACACCGGAGGCAAUCGAUCCGUUCGCCACAUAAUUGUUACAUACUCACGCGAAUCAUCGACAGCUACUACGAUGUCGAGCCGCCCUCUACCGUCGUCAAGCGUUCUGCUAGGAGAUGUCAAGGCCACUGCCUUACGCAAGUACAAGAAGAGCGCCUCAGUCUUUCUAGAGGACGCCGCUCUUGAUAUGAUGCUUACCGAACAUCUCGGUGACAUCCAGCGCUACGCCGGAUUCUACAACAUGGUCUACCUCUUCCUCGACCCCUCUCACUGCCAAGAGUCAAAUCGACCAUUUGUGAACCCCCUUCUUACCAAGGACUCGACGACUCGUUUUAUUUGGAAUAAGAAGGAGUAUCACUGCGCCGAUUACCUUGUGGAUAAUGACGAUGAUCACCCUGAAUCGAUUGAGGCUACAGCAAUUCGACCUGUUGCAGGAUCCAUCGGCGCAUCCAUCAUUAUCGCUACGGAACAGGUGGCCGCUGUCUCGAAGAAAACGCAGAAGAAGACGUCUACUUCCCAACCUGGAGAGAACAUUAAGACGCGGCUUCGACGCGUAUACAACGAGCGCAAAGAGGCAAAGAAGUUGGACAGCUGGCUGAAGCUGAAGGCUACAGUGGAGCCCGCUGCGACACACGACAUACCUGCUCAUAUCUCUACUACCCAAUUACAUUUCUGGAACGCCGUCUUCUUGGACAUUCUUCCCUGCCUACCAGCGUCCGAACGCGCCGCUCGCCUUCUAGCUCUCGAGAGUCGCGACAUCACCGACGAACAUCCCAAGCCAUGGUCUGUUAUCUGGCAGACAUACCAGUACGUUCAACUCAUCGACGAGAUUGAAACAACUGGGUGGGACGAAACUCUGCGCGAACUGUCCGAGAACUACCAAGACUUCUCUGAGAAAUUGCUAGAUCUCGACUUGGCCACGCGUAUGGCUCUGGGUCUGUCGGUCGCACUGCCGCCAGUCCGCGAGGAGAACACGUCGGUGCUGACCGAAUGCACUGCUUCGAAGCUAUCGACUCCUCAUACUCCGGUACUCGAAACUGGCGCUCGUCGUCCCAAGCUUCUCCCAAAGUCUCAGGCUACGCGGAAGAAUUCCGGGUUGGCUUGCUUAGCUGAGAAGGCUACUAUAGCUCCUGAGGUCGCUGCACCACCGGUUCCUGUCUCAGCGCCAACCGACACCAACAUAUUUGGGCUUCCUCCGUCGGUACUAGAGAAGCCUCUUACAUCGUUUGGUGGCUUCAUGUUUAGUAACUCCGCUUCGAGGACUGCCAGUGCCCACCCUACGUCCGUACUGCUACAGUCCACUCCAAAUGCGCAGCUCUCCGAUACACCUAGCUUCGACUUCGGCAUCGCUAAGAGCACCUUUGACGCUCCAAUCUCUACCUACGCACCGAAACUCGACGAACACAUUCUUUCCGGGACGUGCAUGGCCACUCAAACGCCUGAAAUGCCCAAAUCGUUUUGGGCCGAGCACACAACAAAGCCUGAAGUACUAACUGGCAAAGAUACAGAGUCUAUCUCGACCACUUUUGGUGCUUCGGCUGUUGGCUACAAUCAUUCCUCAUCAGAGAGCCCCAUCAUCCUCACUCAACAUGCUGAGCAACCUCCUAAGUCUGAUCUUAGAGGCUCUACAGAGGUAGAGGGGACUGAGUGGGAGACCCAAGCAGCUGUCGAAGCGAAGUCAAAAGACCAAGAAUACUCUACUCGGUUCACCAUGGUCAUUGAUGAGCUUAUGGUUGAUAAGCUUAUCAAGAAUUUUUGGAAAGAAACUUCAAACCCUUGUAGAGGGGAGACACUCAGCGACACUACUUCCAGUGAAGAAAAGGAGCCUUCCCAUUUAGGCGAUGAGCAACUCAGCCAAGGUGGCCAAACUGCCGGUCUCCCAACAAAGGAAGAUAAUACCCAGUUCCCGGCCUACACCUUCCGAGAUUUUGCGGAGAAAUACGUCCUCGCGCGAAGUCCAGAUCUCUCUGUCGACGACAUCUUCACUAGACUUACCAAUUACUCGGAUGGCCGCCUCUUCGAUGCCAAUUGCGUCGUUUGUAAUGUUGACGAGAACGAUCAGGUAAAGCCUGCAACGUUUGAGGAGGUAGUAAGUAUACUCGAGCCGUAUCUAGCAGGUCAGUGGACUCUGGAAAAUGCAGAUGACGAUUCGGCAUUCAGUAUCAGUUCGGCUCCCUCGUUGACUCACUCUUCUUUCUCCGAAGCCGAACUUGCGAUCGACAGCGAGAUGGCAGAAGAGUACAUGCUCGAUGGAUACGGCUGCCCCCUUGAGCUAACAGGAAUUCCUAAAGACGACAAGAAGUUUUUCGACGCGGUACAUACGGAAAUGGUCGCAGAGACCGAUCAGUAUGAGUUCGACUGGGCUGAGGUUGAUUGUCUUCUGGGCCCUCAAGACGAGGAAGAUGACGACGACGACUACGUUGUACCUACGGUUGACGAUGACGGGAAGCCCAUCAGGCUUACGCUAGACAUGGAGCCUCUACAAGAGGAUUGGGCCCGAGGCGUUUUCUCGCAAGUCUUCCCAGACUUCGAGCAGGCCGAUGCCAAGCUUCCUGAUGUCGCACCGCAACUCCACUUGGAAGUUGAUCAGACAUCCUUCUCGAACAUGUUCGACUUCGAAUUCUUAUCUGAAUCAAUCGAUAUGCCGGAACACACUUCGAUCGAGGCGGCGAAGUUGCCAGGCGUGCCGCUAGUCGACACUUUGAUGUCCAAUCUUGGGUCCAUCUUUGCCGAGCAAGAUAGGCUCCUCCAGGAGCUAUGUUCACUGGCUGCAGCAGUUGGCACUGAUGCGGAAGACCACAAGGCCGACUACCGUCUAUCUAGUCCCGCCGUACGUACUGUUCGGUUAAAAGCUGUGCCUACCAAGGAUUCAGGACCACUCAAUGGUACCGGAACCAGCAAUUCUGCCCAUGGGAACUUGACCGCGAUUCGGCCACUGACGUUCAAUCAGCGCCAACCAGGCCGUCACCUACCGCACUCUGACCUAGCGCUAUAUGACUGGCUCAAAUCGCAACGACAAAGUAGCCUAACAAACAUCAGAACGAACGAACUGGGUGAGCCAGCACCGUUCGAUGUGGCCGAACUUUGA
Messenger RNA from Alternaria novae-zelandiae, 3627 nucleotides. RefSeq lists its product as uncharacterized. NCBI's taxonomy places the organism in Eukaryota, Fungi, Ascomycota, Dothideomycetes, Pleosporales, Pleosporaceae. The coding region runs from base 1 to 3627 and encodes 1208 amino acids. The record is from RefSeq and is a predicted model, not a curated record. The transcript is spliced from 2 exons.